Molecule: messenger RNA, 1347 nt
Organism: Lactuca sativa (garden lettuce)
Lineage: Eukaryota; Viridiplantae; Streptophyta; Magnoliopsida; Asterales; Asteraceae
Molecular function (GO): DNA binding
Source: RefSeq, a predicted model, not a curated record
GUACAAGUAAUUUUCCCUUAACCGUACUUCUCUCUCUCUCUCUCUCUCUCUCUCUCUCUCUCUCACUUCGAAACUCUCUCUAUACACAGACACACAGAAAACCUUACUUGUCUGAGACACCGGAAAUGGCUGACGAUGACUGGCCGGAGUGGCUUCCAUCGGGCUGGACGAUACAAAUCAGAAAGAUCGAUGGACGGAAGGUCAAGUGUUACAUUGAUCCAGAAGGACACAAGUUCUAUUCGAAGCCGCAAGUGGAACGGCAUCUUAACGCCAUCAGAAACAGCAUAGUAGUGACUGAAACUGAAGGGCUUUUCGCUUCUAAGCCUAAACGUGGAAGAAGAAGAAAAAUCGAAGAUUCUAAUUGGCUACCUGAUGGAUGGAAUGUGGAAGUGAAGUAUAGAAGUUGUGGAAAAGAAUAUAAGGUUUUCAUGGAUCCCAUCAAUGGACAUAAAUUCUUUACAAAGCAACAGAUUCUGAAAUAUCUUGCUAAUAAGGCCAAUACAAACAACAGUCCAGCUGAAGAGAAAAAAGGAGAUAAAACCCCUAUUAAACUUGAGGAGUCCCAGAUUACUGAACCCAUUGAAGCCAAGAAAACAAAUGAAACCAGUGCGAGUUCAGCAAUUACAGAAAGCACCCCUGACUAUGAAGUUAUCUCAAGAACUCCUGCAGAUGGGUUGCCUCCAGGAUGGAUAAAAGAAAUCAGAGCGACACAACAUGGAUCCGAGAAGAAAAAAAAUUUGUUCUACGCAGACCCUUUGAGUGGCUACAUAUUUUUCUCAAAACUGGAUGCUUUAUGCUAUUUGGAUACUGGAGGAGACAUAAAGAAAUGUGCCAUGAGACCAUUGAGAAGGGAUAUGAGUCGAGAAAUCAAUAGUUUGAAACGAAGCAAGACAUCCGACUCAAACGAUCAUAUGACAUCAUCGAAUUGCUAUGAGGAUAUGGUUGAAGAAUUUGAAAGUGAUAAAGCAAAAAAAGCGGCUUCAUUAUCAAAAAAUUUGGUCCCACAAGAUGAAAAAAUUGAAGAAUUAGUUGAUAAUAUAAAGAAGUUUAAUUCUACAUAUGAUGAACACUUGCAAUUUGAGAAAGAAAAGUUUCGGUCGAGGUUACAAGAACGUGAGAAAGAACGGGAUUUGAAAAUAUUAACCACCAACACUCAGCAUUUAACGGAAGGGGCCCGUGACACGAUUCUAGCGAUGCAAGCGGAGAUAGAGAAAAAGUAUCGUGAUAGCGGGAUGUAAUUUUUAUGUAUUAUUAAUGUUUUAUUUGCAUUUUUAGUUUAAAUGUUUUUUGGAAUAUUAAAUAUUAUUUGAAUUGAGAAAUAAUAAAAUUUGGUGAAAAGUUAGACCA